CUGCUUCACACUCCUCGAGCCCAGGACUAUCGCAAUUCUAUCGCAACAUCAACAGCUUCUACAAUCAUCCCUCCCAGGCGCCCCGCGCAGGUCUCGUCGAGCCUCACCCUACCACCAGCGCAGUCGCCAUAUGGGAUCUACCAAGAGUUCACGCCACCGCUGAACAUCGCACUGGACCCAGGUCAGAUGAGGCUGGCAGCUCCUUGCGCCAAUCUCGACCGCAAUGUCAUCUGCUGGGUAGGUCGCGUCCUCGCACCUGGGAUCGUGCAUAUCAGUGCGGAUGGGAGGUCAACAAUUGCUCGACUUGCUCGGGUCGUGUGUGGUUGCGCGAUUGCGCGUGAAGCUUACCUGCUCAAUCGCCGGUAGGACGUUGGCAUGCGCGGCGACGCGUCAAAUUCUCGUUUGU
Molecule: messenger RNA, 406 nt
Organism: Schizophyllum commune H4-8
Lineage: Eukaryota; Fungi; Basidiomycota; Agaricomycetes; Agaricales; Schizophyllaceae
Exons: 1
Source: RefSeq, a predicted model, not a curated record